This is a messenger RNA of Tetrahymena thermophila SB210, 2328 nucleotides long. RefSeq names its product tetratricopeptide repeat protein. The record is from RefSeq and is a predicted model, not a curated record. Gene Ontology annotation, molecular function: ATP binding; protein binding; glycosyltransferase activity. Gene Ontology annotation, biological process: protein phosphorylation; protein O-linked glycosylation. Lineage: Eukaryota; Ciliophora; Oligohymenophorea; Hymenostomatida; Tetrahymenidae. The transcript has 2 exons.
AUGUAGCAAGAAUAAGAUUCAGAACCAUUAAAAAAGCUUUAAAAACUAGCAUAACAAUUAGAGUAAAAUAAAUAGCUUAGAGUUAUAGAUUUGGAUGGAUAAAAGGGAUCAUUUGACAAAAUUAUCAUAGCAGAGAAUCUAAUUUCUAAAUCUCAAUAGGCAAUCAAAAUAAUUUCCAUUUUCGAUGGUAUAGAUUAAGUAUCUCAAAAAAAACUCUAGGAUGCUAAAAAAGAAGCUUUAUUUUUGAAAAAUACAAACCACCAAAACAUAGUCAAAUAUUGCGAUGAGUUUUAAAUUGGCUUUAACUACUUUAUUGUUAUGGAAAAGUGUGAAAAAAAUCUUUAGCAAUUCAUUGAAGACUUCAAAAGCCAAGAAACCGAAAUCCCAAAACACAUCAUAGUCAACUUUGCUUGUCAGAUACUAUCUGUGAUCAACUAUCUUCGCUAGUAAAACCUAGUGCUUAGAGAUCUCUCCUUAAGAAAUAUCUUAAUAGACAAUCACAAUCAAAUUAAACUAUACGAUGUAGGUCUAGUCAAAUAAGUGUAGGAAGAGUUCACCUUUUCUUUGAUUCUCACAACAUUUCCCAAAAGAUCUCUGUUUUAUUAUCCUCCGGAAUUAUUUGAAUAAUUUGAAAUGAGUGGAGAACAGAAUAAAAAGGAUCAAUUUAAAAAUUUAUUAGAUGGAGAUAUUUGGGCAUUUGGAAUAUGUUUGUAUGCUCUAGCGGGAGCCUCUUAAUAAGAAUUUUCAUCACUUAAAUCAAAAGGAUACCAAAAAUUGACUUCUCUUGAUAAGUCUUUGAAUUCAAUCCUUUCAUAGAUUCUUUCUUUAGAUCCAAACUAAAGGCCUAGUAUUUUGUAACUUAUUGAUACUUUUGAAGAUAUGAGGAAGUAAAUAUGGACCUCUGAUGAUUCAGCAGAUCUUUUUCAGCGUUUUUUGCAGAAAAAGAAGGCUCAUUAGUGGUAUUUGGCAUAUCAAUUUAUUAGUAUUUGUUGUCAAAUAUAACAAAAUAACGAAACUUAUUGGCAUUAUUUAGGAUAUACAUAAAAUGAAUUAAAUUUUUUUAGUGAGUCUAUCAAAUCAUAUUAGAAGUGCCUAGAGAUUAAUCCUAAGAAAGAUAUUUGCUUUAUGAAUUUAGCAAUAGCUUAUAAGGAGAAAGGUAUGAUAGAUGAGGCCAUCAAAUCCUAUAAGAAAUGCCUCGAGAUCAACCCUAAAGAAGAUAGUUGCUAUUAUAAUUUAGGAAUAGCUUACAAAGAUAAGGGCAUGCUUGAUGAGGCCAUCAAAGCAUACUAGAAAUGCCUUGAGAUCAACCCUAAAAAAGAAAUUUGUUUUUAUAAUUUAGGGAUAGCUUAUAAGGCGAAAGGCUUAAUUGAUGAGGCUAUCUAAUCAUAUUAGAAAUGCCUCGAGAUUAAUCCUGAAAAAGAUACUUGCCUACAUAAUUUAGGAAUAGCUUAUAAGGCGAAAGGAUUACUAGAUGAGGCAAUCAAAUCAUAUUAGAAAUGUAUUGAAAUUAAUCCUAAAAAAGAUAUUUACUACAUGAAUUUAGGACUAGCUUAUAUGGAAAAAGGCAUGCUAAAUGAGGCAAUCAAAUAAUAUUAGAAAUGCAUUGAGAUCAAUCCUAAAGAGGAUAGUUGCUAUUUUAAUUUAGGAAUAGCUUAUGAAAAUAAAGGUAUGUCUGGUGAGGCUAUAAAAUCUUAUUAAAAAUGCGUUGAGAUCAAUCCUUAACACGAUAGCUGCUUAUAUAAUUUAGGAAUAGCUUACAAAGCGAAAGGCAUGUUGGAUGAAGCAAUAAAAUCAUAUUAGAAAUGCCUAGAGAUCAAUCCUAAAAAAGAUAUUUGCUUGUAUAAUUUAGGAAUAGCAUAUAAGGCUAAAGGUGUGUACGAUGAGGCUAUUAAAUCAUAUUAUAAAUGCCUUGAAAUCAAUCCUAAACAUGAUAAUUGUCAUAUGAAUUUAGGACUAACUUAUUAUGAUAAAGGCAUGCUGGAUGAUGCCAUCAAAUCAUAUCAGAAAUGUCUCAAGAUCAAUCCAAAACAUGACAUUUGCUAUAUGAAUUUAGGAAUAGCUUAUAAGGGAAAAGGCAUGCUGGAAGAGGCAAUCUAAUUUUAUUAGAAAUGUUUAGAGAUCAAUCCUAAAAAAGAUAGUUGCUAUUACAACCUAGGUAUAGCUUAUAAAGCGAAAGGCAUGAUGGAUAAGGCCAUUUAAUCAUAUAAGAAAUGCCUAUCACUGAACCCAAAUCAUAAAAAUUGCUUGAAGAACUUAGAAAUAGCUUAAGGAAAAAAAAAUGAUAGAAAAAUAAUAGAAAUUAACCAGCCAUUCCUGGUUUUAAAUUGA